Molecule: messenger RNA, 537 nt
Organism: Candidula unifasciata
Lineage: Eukaryota; Metazoa; Mollusca; Gastropoda; Stylommatophora; Geomitridae
Source: the annotation of a GenBank genome assembly
AUGUGGACUAAAGCUUUAUUCCUUCCUUCCCUGGGCCUGAAUGCCUUGAUGACAAAGAUCGGCAACAGACGUUGGUACGAUAGAAUUGAUGAAACUGUGCUCCUUGGAGCUUUGCCUAUAAGAUCAAUUGCACGUAAGUUGAUUGACAAUGAAAAUGUCAGAGCCAUGAUUUCUGUCACAGAGGACUUUGAACUGAGGCACAUGGUGUUUUCCUUGGAGGAAUUGAAGUUCAUGGGUAUUGAGCGUCUCCAACUAAGGACGACUGACUACAUUGGGAGUCCAACACAAGAGCAAAUACUUCAAGCUAUGGACUUCAUCCAGUCACACCAGAGACAGAAUCACUGUGUGUAUAUUCACUGCAAGGCUGGCAGGACCCGCAGUGCAACCGUGGCUAUUUGUUACGUGAUGCAGCACAACCAGUGGACUCCACAAAAAGCUAUAGAAUUCAUUAAAGCAAAACGUCCCCAUAUUAUGCUACGGGAUAAACAACUAGCUUCUAUAAAUUCUUUUUAUGAGAGCUACCAGAAAACUCAUUAG